Messenger RNA from Acanthosepion pharaonis, 867 nucleotides. Lineage: Eukaryota; Metazoa; Mollusca; Cephalopoda; Sepiida; Sepiidae. The record is from the annotation of a GenBank genome assembly.
AUGUUUUCCUUUUAUUGUAUUUUUGUAUCCGUGCUUCUUUUUCGUUUGUUCGACUCGUAUUUUCUUUUUUUUUUUUCUUCUUUUACUUUCGUCCAUUUUUAUGUUUGUUUUCACAUCGGGCCUUACCCAAACAACUGGCUGAACGAUUUCGAUGUGUUAAUAUCUUCAUUCAUAUUAAUCAAAUGUUUUUCCUGCGCAAAUGUCGCAACCAACGAUGUAUUGUCCAAUCAUAUCUAUCUAUCUAUCUUGGUCAAUUUCUAUCUUCUAUCUUGUCCAAUCAUAUCUAUCUAUCUAUCUAUCUAUCUAUCUAUCUAUCUUGGGAAAAUAUCUAUCCAUCUUCUUAGUCCAAUCAUAUCUAUCUAUCUAUCUAUCUAUCUAUCUAUCUAUCAAUCUAUCUAUCUAUCUUAUCUAUCUAUCUUCUUAGUCCAAUCAUCUAUCUAUCUAUCUAUCUUGUCCAAUCAUAUCUAUCUAUCUAUCUAUCUAUCUAUCUUAGUCCAAUCAUAUCUAUCUAUCUAUCUUAGUCCAAUCAUAUCUAUCUAUCUAUCUAUCUUAGUCCAAUCAUAUCUAUCUAUCUAUCUAUCUAUCUAUCUAUCUAUCUAUCUAUCUAUCUAUCUAUCUAUCUUAGUCAAUCAUAUCUAUCUAUCUAUCUUCUAUCUAUCUAUCUUGGUCAAUCAUAUCUAUCUAUCUAUCUAUCUAUCUUAUCCAAUCAUAUCUAUCUAUCUAUCUAUCUAUCUUAGUCCAAUCAUAUCUAUCUAUCUAUCUAUCUAUCUAUCUAUCUUAGUCCAAUCAUAUCUAUCUAUCUAUCUAUCUAUCUAUCUAUCUAAGUACAAUCAUAUCUAUCUAUCUAUCUAUCUAUCUGAAAAAUAG